Molecule: messenger RNA, 920 nt
Organism: Engraulis encrasicolus (European anchovy)
Lineage: Eukaryota; Metazoa; Chordata; Actinopteri; Clupeiformes; Engraulidae
Gene: tmem126a
Product: transmembrane protein 126A
Exons: 5
Coding region: 244-846 (200 amino acids)
Biological process (GO): mitochondrial respiratory chain complex I assembly
Cellular component (GO): mitochondrion
Source: RefSeq, a predicted model, not a curated record
AACGAGAUGGCUGAUUACUAGCUACAGACUGUGAUUGAAAGGUCCUCGAGUCCAAUUGCAAGCGAAUAUGUUUUCUGCAUAUGUACGUGUGAACCAAUCAUCGACUUGGAGGUUGAAGCGGACGUUCUCACACACGUGGUUUGACAUGGCUGCGCCCAGCUCGCGCAGAAUGUUUUGAGUGAAUGCUGCUCUUGCAGUACAAGAACAGAGAUACGAGGGUUGUAGUCCGCUGGACACGGAAAAAUGGCAAGUGAAGAACAACCAGUACAAACACUUACUAAAUCGGCGUAUCUCGAGUUGCUUUUGAAGCAAUUUGACAAGCUUCCGGAUAAUGACAGGAAUUUGUUCACUUACGGACCCAUGUAUUUAGGGGGAAAUGCUGCUUUAGCUGGCUUGCUAGCGAAUAGUUUCUGGCGCCGGGCGCUGAAUGUCAGGCAAGGGCACAUAGUGUCCAGCCUUCCAAUGGCAACACUUCCAUUUCUGACCACUGCGGUAUUGUACAACGCUGCUGUUUCAAAUCCUUUGCUUAUGGGUGACAUCAACUGCCCAACGUGCGUAGUGACCAGAGGUUUCCUGGUGGGACUGAUAGGUGGAGGCGUGUACCCUCUUUUUCUGGCGCUUCCAGUCAGCGCUGGCCUUGCUGCCAGGUAUAGCACUGCGCCGAUGCCAGAAAAGGGGAACAUCAUUAGGCAUUGGAUUGCGGUUUCUCGGCCCAUAGUGAAGAGGAUGGCGUUUGUGUUUGUAUUGCAAGGCUUCUUUGGAGCCUACCUUUCUUCCAGGCAUUUUGACAUUUAUCUGAAGUUGCUAAAAUCAGUGGACAUCAGGCUUGAAGACCUACAUGAUUAAGUGUUUGUACAGUGUGUAAUAAACUUUUGUACAGAAAGCCAAAAAUCUCUUAUUUUCAAGUUUUUGUCUUUGUA